AUGCCCACUUCCGUAAUGACUGAAAGUGCUCCUCCGGUCGUGUAUCCGGUCGCACACGACGUAGACGCGGCUAAUUCUCUCCCAGACUACAACGAAUCUCAAAAGUUGAACGGUUCCCCCGUCAAGCAGGGUAUGAACAACAAGAACAAGCUGAGCUCCAACUCGGAUUCGAGCUCUAAACCCGACGAUGAGACACUCACAGGUAAUGAUAAAGACCUGAACGAUGAGCGUGAACAAGCUCCUACAAACGACUUUAGAGACAUUGCUGCCAAACUAUACAAUGAAGAAUUUGUGCUGAUUAACCCAGCAGAAUACACGCAGUUUUUGGCUGCCCCCGAUGCCGACAGUGCUCAGAUUCGUGAAUACUACAUGGAUAUGUUUAAGUGGGAUGCCAGCUUGAUGACCUCCACCCGUCGCUUGUGCCUGAAGCUCUACUUGAAAGGAGAGUCGCAGGAGAUUGACCGUAUUCUCUCGGCCUUCACCAAGUCGUACUUGAAACAACACCCCAAGAAUGUGUUUUGCACCCAGGACUUUGAGAAGAUCUACAUUGUGUUGUACAGUUUGAUCUUAUUGAACACUGCCCUCCACAACUCGGAGCUCAAUAAGAAAUCUAAGAUCUCACAAACAGAUUACAUUAAGAAUACUUUAUCCACAUUUCUCCAACAGAACAGGAAGGCUCUGAAGUCAUUGUCCAUCAAACAGAGAAUCCAAAUCGAGCGUGAGCUCAACAUGUACUACGAGGACUUGUCCCACCAUGAGCUUUACUUGAAGAAGGGCGACGACAGCACACCAGCAACCCCUAAAAAACAGUCCAACAAGCGUUACUCGAUAGCAGAAACCAUUCGCUCAAGCUAUUCACAUGCCGACGAGAACCAUCCACAUGAUAAACUGUUGCCUCAGUUGCCAGCUUCACCCCGUGGACCACAGUCUCCCAAUUUCAAUGAUAAUAUCAAUGAGCUCUCUCGCCAGCCUUCCAACGGUUCCAUUUGGUCAGCUGAUGCAGAUGCCAACAGACGUAUGUCACUCACCAUGAAGCGUAUGACUUCAGGUGCCUCGUCAGUAUCGCAGGUGACCGCCACGAACUCCACCUUCUCGCGUCCUAACAAGGACGCAAGAUUCGGAUUCAACCGUGCACUUAUUUCUGAUGCUAAUGCGCAGAGAUCGGCAGCCAAUACCUUACGUAACCAGAGAUCUUAUGACCACAUUCGUCAUGGGAAUCAGCUCACAAGAAGGAAUUCCAGAGCUUCAGUUGCUACCAACAAUUCCUCAGCUAGAAAUGAGGACACAAUCUCGUUGGUGGCUGAUGACACCAACCUCAAUGCUUUGGAAGUUGGAGAUCAUAGAAAAGAACAGUAUCAGUUGGAGGACUUCGACGUUGAUGACUUCCAGGAUAAGUUUGAUUUGAAGUUGGAGUUGCAAGGCUCGCCAUAUUUGAAGGAAGGUUUACUCAAGUUACGUAUCCUCAAUAACGAUCUGGCGGACACUGUUUUGGGCGAGCCACAGGUGGCUUCUUCUGCAGCUCUGACUGCCUCUUUGAAUACGACUCAGAAGCUGGGAUUCAUGUCGUUUUUUAGCAGAUCGUUCUCUAAUAGAGAACCAGUUUCCGACUCUACUGUUGGAACGGGAAAUAAUGGCGUCUUCUCACACAAAUUUACAGAAUACUUCGUGGUGGUUUCCAAAGGAGAGCUUCGUUUGUACUCUUUCGAUCCCAAGGUUAUCAAGAAGCAACAAACGAAGAUGAAGAAACUCCGCAAGUCCAAUGCCUCACUAAUGUAUGAGCAGGAAGAGGAAAGUAAUAUCGGGGAUGGUAACUGGCUUAAGAAUGCUGCAAAUGUUGGUAAUUACAAUUUGUGUUCCACUAUUGCUCAAGUUGAGAAGACUUCACACUCCGGCCCUAAUUCCAGGAUUCACUUCUCUUUGACUUUCCCAAAAGUCACCAAGAAGCAGCCCAAGGUUUUCAUUUUCGAAGCUGGUACAAUGGAAGUUGCACGGGAGUUCAUCAAUACGUGUAACUUCUGGGCCUCCAAGAUCACAGCAAUCCCCACUUUGGAGGAGAGUAUGUCUUCUCUUGAGUACGGUUGGACAAACUUGGAUUCUCUAUUGAAUAUGGGAGAUUCCUUCAAGAAGGCAAAAAAUAUCAGUAAGUGGGAUCAACUUCCGAAAGGAGUCUACCUCAGCAAUUAUGUUAUUGACGAAGAUAUCGAGGAAGGAAGAGAAAACAAUCACGAAGGUAUUCUGAAACAGUUUGUUCAGACAUUGAAGUAUUAUAAUAACUUAAAGGGUUUGUAUAACAACUUCAACCAGGGCAAGACUAAAUUCAUGAAAGGCUUCCGUAAAUAUUCUGGCUGUUCAAAUUACAAGUUGAUCACUUCCAACUACGAAGCCAGACUUGCCGAGUACAAAACUGAGCUCAGCAAGUACAAGAGUUAUUUGGUUCUUCUCGCUUAUGGCUUAAAAUUGAGAUUUGAUGCUGAAGCGGAGGAUAGAGAAGAAGAGAGAAUCGAGGAACUCAGGGCCACCGAUCCAGACUUGAGUGACGAGAAGAUAUUGGAAAUCGUUCAACAGAGAGCACUUGAUGAUGCGGAUGACGAGCUGGAGUUGACCAAGGUCGUGAAGCUUGAGAUUGACAAAUUGGUGACUACAUCCAAUGAGAUGCACCUGAUCUUAAUCAACGACCCGAAAUACGCUCUUACGGAUGCUCCUAGAUCUAUACAUGAGCUUGAGAUGCCAGAGGGCACUUCGUUAGUGAAAUCUCCGAAGACCUUCAGUCUCUCAAACUUCAAAGACAUUGAGAGUAGCCCAAUCAAUCAGUUGUUGAACGCUGAUGGAAAGCAUGUUGCUGUGGACAAUGAACAGGCGUUACAUCAAGCUAAAAAGGAGCUCAUUAUGAGCUUCAGCACCAAUACCAUCAAGGAGGAAGACGAGCCAGAGGAUUUAGAGGACUAG
Messenger RNA from Sungouiella intermedia, 2946 nucleotides. NCBI's taxonomy places the organism in Eukaryota, Fungi, Ascomycota, Pichiomycetes, Serinales, Metschnikowiaceae. The record is from the annotation of a GenBank genome assembly.